Molecule: messenger RNA, 2101 nt
Organism: Musca vetustissima
Lineage: Eukaryota; Metazoa; Arthropoda; Insecta; Diptera; Muscidae
Gene: Atu
Product: another transcription unit protein
Exons: 3
Coding region: 20-2101 (693 amino acids)
Biological process (GO): transcription elongation by RNA polymerase II; positive regulation of transcription elongation by RNA polymerase II
Cellular component (GO): nucleus; Cdc73/Paf1 complex
Molecular function (GO): RNA polymerase II C-terminal domain phosphoserine binding
Source: RefSeq, a predicted model, not a curated record
UAUUAAAAUUUCAUAGAAAAUGGGAUAUAAUAGUCAAAACGAUAGUGGAUCUGGCUCUGAUUCGGACUCCAGUAGCAGCAGUCGCAAUAGCAGCCGCAGCAACACACCAAACGCCAAGGCAAGCAAUGCCGGGUCACCAGCUUCACAUAAAUCAGGAGGCAGCGGUAGUGAUAGAUCACGAUCUGGAUCACCCGCCUCAGGACGUUCUUCUAGAUCACGUUCCAGGUCUGGUUCACGAUCUAGAUCCGGCACACCAAACAGCCGCCAUACUGGCUCACCUGGAAAUAAAUCCAGAUCACACUCCCGUUCUAGAUCUCGUUCAGGUACACCGCAUAGCAAACGUUCAAAUUCUGCUGGUAGUCAACAUUCAAAAACAUCAAAGAAGUCUGGUGGUGGUGGUGGUAGUCCUGCAAAGGAUGCAAAUGCUGCCAAUGAAGAAGAAUCCAGGUCUCAGUCGCCCAAUCUACAAAUAGAUGAUAGACAAUCACGCAGCAGAUCCAGAUCUAAAUCUGGUUCCCCCAAAUCAAGAAGUGGCUCCUCCAAAUCACGUUCUGCUUCACGUUCACGAUCCAGAUCGAAAUCUCGAUCACGAUCGGGUUCUCGCAGUCGUUCGGGUACGCCACAAUCACGUAGAUCCCGUAGUGGUUCGGAAUCUGGUAGCGAUAUUGGCGGCGAUAAAGCCAAGAAGAAACGUAAAGCUGUCUCAAGUGGUUCUGAGGCAGAGGGUAGCGACAAGGGAUCCCCUUCGAAGAAUAAAAAAUCCCGUAUUAUUGAUUCCGACGAUAGUGAUAAUGAAGCCGAGUCCAAGAAAGUUGAUGCCCAGGAUAUUUUCGGCGAUGCCGAUGAUAUAAGUAUGUCUGAAGAUGAAGAAGAUGCAGAUAAGGCAAAAUCUGAUAGUGAAUCAGAAAAAGGAUCACAAAGGUCUCGAUCCCGUUCAAGGUCAUCUUCAAGAGCCUCGGCUAGAUCAAGAACAAAAUCCCGUUCUAGAUCAAGAUCUCGAUCUAGAUCAGGUUCCCGGGCCAGAUCUCGUUCUGCGGAAAGAGUUGGUCAAAAAGAAGAUGAACCAGAACCAAUACCAGAGACACGCAUUGAUGUUGAAAUACCACGUAUUGUAACCGACUUGGGUAGGGAAAUACAUUUUGUAAAAUUGCCCAAUUUCUUGUCCGUAGAGACAAGGCCCUUCGAUCCUGAAACCUAUGAAGAUGAAAUCGACGAAGAAGAGACCAUGGAUGAGGAAGGUCGUCAACGUAUCAAAUUGAAAGUUAGUAACACCAUAAGGUGGCGUGAAUAUAUGAAUAAUAAUGGCGAAAUGGUCAAGGAAUCAAAUGCCCGAUUUGUUCGAUGGUCCGACGGCAGCAUGUCCCUGCAUUUGGGUAAUGAAAUCUUCGAUGUCUACCGUCAACCCUUGCAUGGCGAUCACAAUCAUUUGUUCAUCCGCCAAGGUACUGGUCUGCAGGGUCAAGCUGUUUUCCGUACCAAACUCACGUUCCGACCACAUUCUACCGAAUCAUUUACUCACAAGAAGAUGACCAUGUCGUUGGCCGAUCGUUCACAAAAAGUCUCUGGUAUUAAGAUUCUUACACAGGUUGGUAAGGAUCCGACACAGGAUCGUUUGUAUAAUCUCAAGAAAGAGGAGGAGAAAUUGCGACAGGCAAUGCGUGCCCAACACAAACCACCACCGAAAAAGAAGAAGGGGCAAGAUGCCAUGGGUGGUGGUUCACACGGUGCCUAUCAUCAUGACGAGGGUAGCGAUGAUGAGAAUGCCAUUUCAUUGAGUGCUAUUAAAAAUAAAUACAAUAAGAAGACAAAUGCCGCUUCCUCGUCGGGUGGUGGCGGCGGCGGAGGUGCUGGUUCGUCCGAUCAAAAAGCUUCAGCUAUUUAUUCAUCGGACGAUGAUGAUGGUUCUGACUUCGAGGGACGUCGCAGUAAGAAAGUUGUCGAUAAAACUAAAGUUGUUAAGGCUUUACGUGAUUCGGAUAGUGAAUCGGAUGUUGAACGUGGUAGUGGCAGCGGCAGUGAUCAUAGCGGUAGCGAUGCUGGCAGUAAAAGUGGUGGUUCCGGCAGCGGAAGUGGUAGCGGUAGUGGCAGUGAAAGUGAAUAA